AUGUACAGAAUCGGGCUCGACCUGCACUACUAUGUCCCCAAUCGGGCGCUCAAAGAGGAGAUUGACGGUGAGAGGCAUGCAGAACCCGGCGCUCCCCUUACCAGCAUAGGUUCAAUUUACAGGUUUGGGCUUACCCCCUACCCGGCGCCUAAAGAGGAGAUUGACGGUGAAAGAGGCUUAUGCGCUCAGGUCUUUGGGCUUGCCUCGGCAGUGGAUGAGUGCGCCCAUCUGAGACAUCGUGAUCGUUCUGCUUUCCCCAUCUCUACUCCAUCAAUCAUUGCUCCUACCGUCUCUGCUUUGUCCACUCCUUCCCCCACCUUUGGCAUCUUCAUCCGUGCCUUCCCCAUCUCUGCCUUCCCCAUCUGUGCCUUUUCCAUUUCUGCCUCCUCCCUCAACAAUCCCAGCACCACACCCUCCAAGUAA
Molecule: messenger RNA, 423 nt
Organism: Neurospora hispaniola
Lineage: Eukaryota; Fungi; Ascomycota; Sordariomycetes; Sordariales; Sordariaceae
Exons: 6
Coding region: 1-423 (140 amino acids)
Source: RefSeq, a predicted model, not a curated record